Molecule: messenger RNA, 6126 nt
Organism: Trypanosoma grayi
Lineage: Eukaryota; Euglenozoa; Kinetoplastea; Trypanosomatida; Trypanosomatidae
Product: putative brefeldin A-inhibited guanine nucleotide-exchange protein 2
Exons: 1
Coding region: 1-6126 (2041 amino acids)
Biological process (GO): regulation of ARF protein signal transduction
Molecular function (GO): guanyl-nucleotide exchange factor activity
Source: RefSeq, a predicted model, not a curated record
AUGCAGCGCACCGCGCCCAAGUUGGUGGCGGAUUUGGAAAACCGCACGGCUUUCAUGGUGCAGCUGCAGGCCCUUCUCCUUCAGGCAAAGCACAUUGUGAGCGGGAGCCAGAAGGGCAAGCUGCAGGACAUCCAAACAGGUAUUGAAGAGUGGGUAAAGGAGGUGGGUAACGUUGGGGCGCCACGCCCGUCGAUCUGCACUCCCUCGCCCAGUACCCCUGUCACACUAACGACAAUACAGGAGGAGGAACAACAGAAGCAGCAGCAGCAGCAGCAGCGGGAACCCACCGAGGCGGAUGGAGACAAUGAUACCAACAACAAUACCAAGAGUUCCUCCAGUACCUUUCAGGCUUCGAUAUCAGCCACGCAACUUCCCGCCAGCUCGACACCGCGUGGUGAUGAGCCUUUUUCAUUUACUGUGGAUAUGCUCCGCAGCAUGAAUGGUGCAGGAGCUCCCGACCCGCUGAACAGUGUGGCCACGCUUUCUACGAGCUUUAAGAGCCGUAACUUGGAGCAUCUGGCAGAGUUCCUCCGCAUGCUGUGCUACGGGGACCUUCCGGAAAGUGUAAAGCUGCGCAAUGUGGGACGCAACGCAGCGCGACUCACUAUUGUCCGCUGCUUUUCGAUCAUUACAAACGCCCUACAGCAAGUCGUAUGGGAGCUUUACGUGGAUCCAGUGGUGGCAAAAGAGCCGUGCCUCGACAAGAAUGGUGAAUGCGAUGCUCCUCCGCUUUUGUCGCCGUUUGUGCGCCUCUCGCACGAUAUCAAAGUGUCAACCAAUGCGAUUAUGAAGUGUAUGGAGCUUCUCACAGGUCACACAGAGUUUUCUUCGACGCGAUUUGCAUCUCAGGUGUGUGUUGAUAUUCUGAAACAGCUGCGCCUGUGCGUUGUUGUUUUCCAGCAGCGGAUUUUGCGGGAGGAGUCACGCCGACUGCGCGUGGCGGAGGAGGCAAAGACGACGACGACAGCGACGGCAGCAGCGGGUGGUGACUCUUCUGCGAAUGCGCAAAAGGCGAGACAGGCUGCUGUGCGAAGGGUAGAGGAGCUGCGGCGCACCAUGGGGCCCUCGCUGCUCAUCAGCAUCGAGAAGCUCCUGGGCCUUGUGCGUCCCGCCGUGCGGUAUUUGGUGACUGUCGCCUCGCUGAAAGAAACCGCGGGUGUGCAGGAGGAACGGACACUAAAGAAUGAUGUGAGUGCACACCUGUUCGGCCUAGCGCAGUGGGUAUCGCCCAAUGCGCGGCCAACGCAGCAGCAACAGCAACAACAACAACGACGGACCAUGCCAGAGGAUAUAAGAGUGACGGAGCGCGAGACGGACGCCGCGAAAGAGCAUUCGUCUGUCGAUGGUGCAGAGCAGUCCGUGCCGCUGCCUGAAUGCAAUACCGUUGUGUCUCCAAUUCCACUGUGGCCUCAUGUUGCACACGUUGUUCUGGAGAUGGUGGUGCCGGCUGCAUUCUCACCGGAGUACAUCUCGUGUGUUGCGCAGCACUGCGGUGACCAGAGUGAUGGUCAACUCGUGGCGGUGCGGAUCCUUCACGACACCGUGAAGAAGUUGGCGAGCACAGACCUUGAGGAGUUGCGAUGCAUGUUGGGUCACGCCACGUGGCGGAGGCGUCUUAUGGACGGCAUUCUUAAUUGUUUAGUGUCGCUGCAGCCAGCGGUGCUGGAUGCAGGCCUUGAGACUCUUCACUAUAUUGUUGUAGGUUGCCCCGACUGCCUGGGCUCCGAGGUAGGGUUCUUAUACACUAGCGGUGUAUUUGGGCUGCUGGAGUCCGACAAUACGCCGCCGGCAAUGCGACGGGCACUUCUUCGCCAUGUUGUUGGCACAUUCUUCAAGACUGCAUGCGUCCCUGGUCAACCGUCUCUCUUGCUGCGUCUCUACCAACAGUUUGACCUCAACGUCCGGUGGCACCAGCUCAAUGUCGUCCAACAGGCUGUCGCAACGCUUUCGAAGGCAGUGCGCUGUGCUGCUCCGGAGGGUUUUGCCGAUGUGGUGGAGAAAGGGAGCGACGACCAGGAGACUGCAACCUUUCAGAGGUCGCUGCCAUUUCUCGCACUUCAAGGUCUCUCACUCGCUGUGGAGUUACUCACCCUACAUAUCCCACAUGACCCCGAUGUGGUUGCUAAUAUUACACUGCCAAGGUUGACAAACCGCGACGAAAAAAUGGAGGAGCAGCGCGUGGUUGACAUCAUCAACAGUUCCCCCCUCAAAGGCGUGAGAAAACUCUUUAAUAUAACCGAUGAGGAGAUGAACAUGGAUGAAAGUGGCAGGGCGGUAGAGAACAACUGGGCGCACCAGUACAUACCACAACCAGCGUCACCAGAAACAGAACUGAAGGUGAGUCGUAUCGCGCAGUUCCUCAGGGAGACACCGUCGCUGAACCCCGAGUCGGUCGCGGAGUUUCUCUCAUACCCCGCCGUUCUCCCACUGCAGGUGUGUCGGGUUUUCAUGGAGGCACUGCCGCUUGCCGGCAUGAGUCUCGUGGAUGGGCUAAAGAAACUCUUCACUCUUGUGCAGCUCCCCAAGGAAGGUCAACGAAUCGAGAGGCUUCUCGAGUUCUUCUGCAGCGCGUAUUUCAAGGCAAACUCUGUUGAUGGCGUUGAUAUUGAUACGUUCCCUUUUGAAUCAGAGAACGCAUGCUUCAUUGCGGGAGUCGCGGUCCUUAUGUUAAAUACAAGCUUGCACAAUCCGCAUGUUUCGUCCGCAAAAAUGUCGGUCUCCACUUUCCAAGCGCAACUUCGGGGGUGUAACGAGGGUAAAAACUUCCCAGAGCAUUUUACCAAAAACAUAUUCGACGAAAUCAACGCCCACUCAUUGUCCAGCAUGAAAGGUUUCUGGUCUGCUGGCAUGAGUAGCGGUGUGCGAUACGCGUCUGUACCUUUUCCUGGCAAAAUGGACUCUAUUUUCUUUUCAAAUGAGGAACGUCAGGAAUUAGCCUUUGGUGUGGUGCGGCAGCGGCUGGUGAGUGAGACGCGAGAGUUAAUCUACCGUUGUAGUAAACUAGAGUCGGACUCUGAAGAAAACACAUCAGUUUUUUGGUGCAGUGUUGCUCGGGACCUGUUCCUCAGCACGUGGCCGUCGCUCUGUGCUGUGUUCGGCGUCGCGGUGCAUGAGGUGCAGGUGGCAGAGGAGGCAUUGAUGUUGUGUGUGAGGGGUCUGCGCAGCAGUCUCCUCGUCGCCGCAGCGUUCGGCCUGCACACAGAGUGCAGUGUAUCUCAACUCGCGCUGCUCCGCAUGGCUUCUUUCGAGCCGAUGCGUACUUUGUGUCACACCUGUGUGCUGGAAGUAGCUGCAUCUCCGCACAGCGUGCACUUCACUGCGCGUUGCUGGACGCCGGUGGCGGAGCUGCUGGUGUCGACACGCAAGCGGCAGGAGACGUUGCUCGUCGAGGCGGAGUCAGUCUUUGGGCGUGUGGAGGAAUUCACGCGUGAGUCUUGCGGUGGCUGCGGGGUGCGGGACACUGACGCAUCGCCCCUCGUGAAAAAGGUUGUGCAGGAGGCGCUGCGGGGCAUGACGGCAGUUGUGCGGGACACAAGUAUCGACAGCGCAACCCUCGCCGCCGCGCUGUACGUGCUGCGGCGUGCUGUCGGCUACUCCCUCAUCUCGUACGAGCAGCAGCAGGGAGCGGUGGUGACAAACCUCGUUAAUGUGCGUGACUUUAGUGCGAUCAUUGCGCCUGCGCUUGUUGACGUAGUCGAAGCGCGGAGCGGAAAGGGCGAUGAGUGCCUGCGUGUCAUCGUGGAGUUUGUCGUUGAUGUCCUCGCCACCGUGUGGAGCUCGUGUGUUUGUGGGGUGGAGCCGCCUCACAUGGUCUCGCAGGCUGAGUUGGCGGAAUGUCACACCUUCUUCCAGCAGUGCUACGAGCGCUGUGCAACGUCGACGGUGGUGCGCAUGCACGUGCUUCAGGGCGUCAAGGAGCUUGUCUCACGCACGGUCCACGCAGCAGGAGCGACUACGACAAAGCCGGUUGGUCUGCGCUUUCAGACAUUCUACAACAUGACACUGAUAUGGCAGCGACUCUUACAGCCUCUAGCGCGGGCACUGUGCGAUAAGGACAGCGUAGGGACAGAAACAUGCAGUCUCGCCGUGCACGUCCUUCGGAAACUUGUUGUUCUCUGCUCAGGAGCGGGUAGCACGUGUGUUAACAUUCAGCUGGGGAAGAAGGUGCGCAAUAUGGUGUUGUUGCUUCUCUCAAGCGUGGCGUACAUUGGAGGUAUGUGUAGUGAUAUGGAUAGUGCGCUGUCGUGCCUGACACAGUUCUCCACCAUCUGCACGACUGUGCUGAAUCAUGACGCCACUAUCCCCUAUAAGGGUGAAACUGCCCUCUUGGAUGAGGUCCAUGAAUCAUGUUUCGAUGCGGUUGCACCAAAGAAAUUACACUUGCUGCUCCGACGUAUCAUUGAGGCCGUGCAGCAAAAACCGGAUAUACUUGUGCUCAAUUCCCUGGAACAGUUAUGCCUGUUGCUGCGUUGCCAAACGCAGCAGACACGGACAGAAGUCGUCACUGCCUUGCGUGCACUUGUCAUUCAGCUUGAGCCGUCGCAGCUGCGGCACCUCGCUGUGCAUCUCUCUGAUACUGUGUUGGAAGCCUCGCUGGGUCAUGCGACAACGGACUACAAGGCGUCUGCGUGGGAUCCUAGCUAUGUGAGCUUUUCCCUCUUCGACCUCCGUGUGCCGUCGACGAUGCGGAAAUGCUCCAUCACGUCCUUCCGCGUCACUCUACCACUCGUGAUGAACCUUAUGUCGCAUGAGCUGCUCUCAGAGGCACCCAGGGAGCACUUGGCAUCUGUCACGACGGUGGUGAUGCGGCAGUGCAUGGUUCCACUUGCCGUGUCGCCACGCGCCACGUUUCAGAUGCGCACAACUGCUGUCCGUGCGCUGAUGCAGUGCGCCGCAGUCUGUACCACACGCCAGUCUACCAGCGGCGACGUGCAGUGCCUGCGCGCCGUUGCAGACUGCGUUGGUCUCGUGUUGUACGCCUCGCGGGUGCCGGUGCGGUUGGUCGUGCCUGCCGACGCCGACCACGUAGGCGGCUGCUGGGUCGCGGAGAAAAAGUCGGCGGCGCUCGAAGCGUACAUGCAGGCAGCGGCUGGCGCGGUUCAGGCCCUGUCACUUGCGGAGGCGUACGAAGUGACGGGAAGCCGCAACAGCGCCACUCUCCGUGUCGAUGUGGACGUCGAGACCUUGGAGGAGCAAGAGGAGUUCACGCGAACGACACGCGGCAACUGGUCUGUGCCCCGCGGAGACGUGGCCACGGACGAGCAACUGGUUGAAUACUGCACGCUAAUGGCACAGUUGCUCUCGCCGCUCCCCAAAGUGCUGGACGCCGCCCCGCAGCGCAUCCCUAACGAAGACGGCACUGAAGAAUUGCGGCAACAGCAACCGUCAUGCGCUGUGUGGGUGCCCCCGACUGCAGUGCACGAGGUGCUAGCAGAACUGGUGUUAGAGGCUGCCGGCAUAUUCUUUGCGAUCCUUUGGCGAGUAAAUUACUUUGUUGAGAUGGAGAAUUUCAUGGCGAAAGCAACGCAGAAGGGACGCGACACACCACCUUUGAGCAAAAGCAGCGCUCUCCUCCCCCACGCCGCUGUUCGGGGUGCACUCAACGCCUUCCUGGUGCUCGCUUUGCAAAUGGACCUUUCCAAGCUUCGUAAUGUUAUUGUGGAGGUUUUGCGAGCUACGGCAUGUGUGCAAACAUCGACGCUCAGCACGCGGGAGGCGCAGAAGAUAAACGAAGGUACGGUCGAAAGUGCUGCCAUGCAGCGCUUGAGCCCGCAGGAGCACCAGCACAUACGAAGCUGCAAUGUAGGAAUGUACCAGGAGCUCUCGUCGGUGGUGUCUCAUUGGAUCAAGACGACUGUGCAGCAGACGGACGCCGAAACGUCGACGCUAGAUGGCGACCGCCGCGCAGAACUUCAGGCAGUCGUGGGGGGCGCGGAUGUGUUUACGGGAUUGGUGCGGCUACUGACCACCACGGCGGGGGUGGUGAUUGUCGCAAUUCGCGACUACUUGGCGUGGUACAUCACCGUCCACCGGCACGACGUGGCGCUGGUGGGGGAGGAGACGACGCUGGAUGCCGCGCCGCUGCCCCCGCCAAGGGCGAAUGGAAACGAGGAGACGGAUGAGUAG